UUUGGAGGCCCACAGAGUAAUGCUUGGGACAUUUCAGCCACAUUUCAGCUACUUGUUCGCAUUAUUGCAGCUUGCAGCUUCAUUCCGUGCAGAUUCGUGGGAUUGUCGAAGAUAAAUGAACGAGCUCAUGUAAAAAUAAAGGUGUAGAACAGGAUGAGCUGGUUCGACACAACUGGUUUUGCCAAUUUGGCAAAGUCUGCUCUGAAGGAGGCCCAAAAAACCUUUGACAAGGCCCUGGAUUUGCCAGACAUUGAAGAAAAACCUUCAGUGGAUGACAACAAGGGAAAGGAUGACUCGGAGAGCUUCUUCUCUGCAUUCGGCCUGGGCGGCAGCAGCAGCAGCGGCUCAGGAGGGACCGGGGGCGGCCCAUCAGCGACCUCCGCCGGUGGAUCCGAGAGGCUGGCUGCCUCGCUCUGGGGUUCGCUGGGUGCCUCCCUGCUGGGGGAUACGGCGACAGCUGAACAGCGGUCCUCCAGCAGCUCAGCUGAGCCUCCGUCCGGGCCCGUGACCUCACCACCCAACGGGCUGACCCGCACCGAACGGUCAGCUACACCGGAAAGCCGGCCCGAACCCCCGUCUGCCCUCCCCGUUGGCGACCUGGCGUCGGCCGACGGCUGGGCGGAACCCCUGUCUGCCAGCCCCGGCGACAUCUCGGCGCUGCGCGGAGACUCGCCCUCACCGGACGGAUUUCAAAGCAGCGUACUGGUGGUGGCGUCCCCUUCGAGCGAGUGGCCUCCUCCGCUGCCACCUCCCGGGGAUACCGCCACCCCCGAGUCUAUAGAGGUGCUGGACGGCAGUGACCAUGACUGGGAGGCAGGAUGGGAGGCCGGUGGGGACAGCACCGGCACGCUACAAGACGCAGACGCCCCGGCAGAAAGUCUGCAUAGCUCAAACUCCAGCUGUCAUACGUUAGUGUCUGCAGAUGGUGGCGCUGCCUAUAGUGCGUCAGUGGCGCCGCCACGCGGCAGACCGGCGGACUCACCCGGCGAGAGCACGUCAUCCGAGUCUUUCAUUAGGUUGGGUUUGGGUGCGUCACCUCUGACGUCACCCGAUGCCGGCAAUAUGACGUCACCUGAUGUUGAAUUAGUGACGUCACCAGAAGCUGGUAACGUUACGUCACCUGAUGUGGAGGUUGUUACCUCCCCUGACGCUGCAACUUCCAAAUCUCCCUCCAUCGCGGUUGCUGGAGACCGCACACCAGUUACGUCACCAGAAAUGGGUGACGUCACCUCACCUGACGUAGAGAUCGUGACAUCACCGGAGGGCGAAGCGGCACCAGCGGACGCGUCAGGAAGACUACCAGUCCCAGAGACGGUCCCUGCGCCGUGUGGCGGCUCUGGAACGGUAGAUUCAUCGCGGGCUGAAUCUCCCGCCUCGGUUGAUCCGACGGAUUCGACAAACGGAUCGACUGGACCGACCAGCUCAGCGGAGCCUGUUAGCUCAGAGCCAGUUAGCUCAGUGGAACCCGUGAGCUCGGAGCCAGCUGUGAGCUCUAAAGAACCUGUGGAGUCAGAUCAAGUGAGCUCUGUAGAGCCCGUGAGCUCAGAGCCGGGAAGCUUAAAAGAACCUGUUAGCUCAGAUCCAGCGAGCUCUGAGCAAAUGAGCUCUGUAGAACCCGUGAGCUCAGAACCAGCCAGCUCAGUGGAGGCAGUUUGUUCCGAGCCGGGUAGCUCGGUGGCUCUCGUGAGCUCCGUGGGUCCCACCAUCUCCGAGCCAGGCAGCUCGGUGGCUCUCGUCAGCUCCACCAGUGAAUCUAUCGAGCCGGUGCUGUCUGGUGCCGAACCCCCGGCGGGGGCGGCGGUGGACCGGCCUGGAUCGGGGACGCCGCCCAGGGAGACGUCUGCGGAGCCGAGCUCCGGAUCGGCCGACAGCAGCGGCGGCCGCGGUCGCUCGCCCCACGAGUCGGGCCACACCUCAGCCGACGAGAUCGAGACGGCCACCUCGUCUGACGUGGAGGUGCUGGCGAGCCCUCUGACGGAGAGCAGGCACCUGACGGCGCCGGCCGGACGGACCAGGAGAGCCGGCCCGGCGGCGGGGACGGCAGCGGCCGGCGAGAGGGCUGAUACGCCGAGCAGUGACGGGUCACACCCGCCGCACCCACCGACCGGUCACCAGAGAGAGCCGGGUCACCGCCGUAACCUCUCUCAGACCUCAGUAGCCUCGUCGGACCUGGACCCGGACUGCGAGCAGCGCUGGCCGCGCCGGCUGGCCGAGCUGCAGGAUGUGCUGGCCGCCAGGGAGGCCAAGAUGAUGGACCUCAGCCGGCUGAACGUCACACUGCAGGAGGACAACAGCAACAUGCAGAGUCGUCUGGAGUUGCUCGAAGCGCAGCUGGCACGCAGCACUAGCGCCUCUGGCGGUCACCUGGAGAAGCUGACCGCCGAGCGGGACGCCCUCCAGAAACAGCUGACGGAGGUCCGGCGGCGGUGCUCGGCGCUGGAGGAGGCGGUCACAGAACGAAACACUACCGUGGAGGAACUCCGGGCAGAGGGCGAGAAGCUCAGCCGCGAUCAGCUCAAAUUGAACACGGUCAUCAAACGACUCAGGGCCAAGGAGCGGGAACAGGAGGCCGCCAACAAGAAACUCGAGGAGAAGGUGUCCCGCCUGACCGCCGAGACCACCCAGCUGACCGAACAGCUCGCCUCACUGAAGGAGUCCGACCGAGAGCAGGGGCGCGCGCACAAACAGCUGACUAGCCAGCUGACGCGCGCCGAGCGGGAGGCGGCCGAGGCGCGCCGGGAGGCGACUGAGGCGCGCGAGGCCAAAGCGGCCAUGGAGACGGCGCUGCAGGCCGCGCAUCGUGAGGUAUCGGAGCUGGAGCGUAAGGCGCGCGAACACGACUCUGAGGCAGCCUCCCGCGAGCUGUCGGCCGAGAUUGCCGCCAAACAGCGGCUCGAGAAGACGCUCACAGAGUACCGCGCCACCGUGGCGCGGGAGCAGGAGGAUCUGUUGGCGCAGAUCGAGGACCUCCGAGUCAGUCUGCGGCGGUUGGAGAGGGAGAGCGCCAGGCGAGAGGACGGUUUCCAGGCGGAGACCGCCGAGCUGCACCGGCGUCUGCUGGACUCGGAGAGCCGCAACCAGCAGCUGGCCGACUCGGUUGCCAUGGCGACGCGUCCGCUGCAGCGCCAGCUGGAGACGCUGCAGGCGGCGCUCAGCUCCCAGCAGCACAGCUGGGAGCGAGCCGAGCGGGCUCUCACAGAGAAAAACGUGGAGCUGCAGCGUCAGCUGGCCACCGUCACAGAGCGGGAGCGACACGUCUCAGACCAGUACGUGGAGGCCGCCGCGCGACAGGCGCCCCUGGAGGCCUCGCUCGCUGAACUGAAGGCAGAGCGGGGGAAGAUGGCCGACAAACUGACGGCGGUGGAGGCGAGGGCGGCUGAGACUGCCGCCGCGCUCGAGAGGUGCCGCUCGGAGCGGGCGGCCUCGGAGCGUCAGCUGGCCGCCCAGCUGACUGAGCUGCGGGUGGCCCAGGACGAGCUGGAGCGUCAGCUGGCGGCCGAGCGGGCGGCACUGACCGCGGAGAGAAGUCGUACCGCGGCGCUGCAGGAACAGGUCCAGGAGCGCGGCCGCCAGCUCUCUCACUCGCAGUCUGUGGUGGAGUCUGUCACCAGUCAGCUCAGCACGCCCCGCACCUCACCAACGCCCAGCCUGUCGAGGAUAUCCUUCUCCAGCUCAAUGCACGAACUGGCGACGGCACGGCAGGCCACCAAUGCGGACAGUGUGUUUGACUCUGCCACGCCGCGCGCCUCGGCCGGGAUCAGUCUGUACGACUCUGUCCGCGCGGCCGCCGCCGGGCCCGGAGGAGCGUCCGUGGUGGAGUCACUGACGUCACAGCUCAAACAGAGAGACGGUGAGGUGGCCCAGCUGCGCUCGGAGCGGUCGGACCUGGAGCUGGCGCGCCAGCAGCUCAGCGCCGAGCUGGCGCGCGUCUCGGCUCAGCUGGAGACCGCCUCGGAGGCCGGUCGGAGGUUACAGGCGCAGACGGCCGAGUACCAGCAGCUGCAGGCCACCUAUAACGCCCUGCUGCAGAUGUACGGAGAGAAGGCCGAAGAAUCUGAAGAACUCAAACUCGACCUGGCAGACGUCAAGGAAAUGUACAAACAGCAGAUAGAUCAGCUCACAAAGCGAGGAACGGGCGGCGGAGGAUCCUCCUGAGCCUGGCGGCGACUGCGGCGCACCUGGGGCGAGCUGUGGGCCGCCUGGACCGGCUGCCAACCGGCAGGGGAAUCCCUUCAGCUGACAGGGGGAUCCCUUCAGGUGGUAGGGGAAUCCCUUCAGGUGGUAGAGGAAUCGGGUCAGGCCACAGGGGGAUCCACUUGCCAUUCCAAAGAAUCCCUACCUGACGAUGAGAGGGAGGGAGAAGCGUCUCCUCAGCGUGAUGAAGGUAGCUCCGAUUCUUCUGAUCACCCAGCCACCUCGCCUGGACUGCCAUCCGAUAGUGUGAUAGCGACAAUUUCUGAGGAGAGGGAACCACUUCUAUCGGGUGAAAAAUGUGGGAAGAGUGAGCCUGGAAUGGCAUGUGAUAGACAAUGAGCGUUUGGGGCCAGACUGGUGGCCACACGGGCUGGUUGUGUCUCGGUUAGUCUGAUAUGUGGAGUUAUAUUGAUACGUGGAGCUGGUAUAAGUGUGGGGAAGUGACAGCGUUCUGGGCUCAUGGCUUGUGUGAACUGGGCUUUAUGCGUCGUAAAAGUGGUAGGAUGAUGGAAGAAGAAUCGAUCCCGACUCAACAAGCCGCAGUCCAUACGUCCUGGUUUCAAAGUUUAAACCACACCACGGGUUUUUCUAGAGCCCAUUAGCUCGUAGUGCGGUAAUAGUCCGCAUUUAGGCUCAUAUUUCUCCCAUAUUCUUGAACAUAUGCUCAUGGUAUGAGCCGCAGUUACAUGAACUGCUAUAUUUUCACUUUGGAGUCGCGCAAUGUUAUGGGACUAGAGAGUCGCAUGGCAUCACUUGAGAAGCUGCAUUUACUCCAAGACUACCAGUGGCUAACGACGGGAACCUGUACCGUUGCGUGGGGACGGGGCGACUCCCAAGGCUUUAAGCACGCCUCUCAGUGCUGGCACAAAGCCACUCCAUCGCCCCACAACUCGUGUUGAUGCCCUGCGGGUCGCCGCUGGAGGCAUCUCUGGGGCGAACAUUAUUCCCGUGGCGUUUUAGCCUUGGUAGAGACCCGCGGCGCUUUUUCCCAAGUGGCUUAUAGACAAAGGAUGGCUUCACACAACGCCCAAACAGCUGGAGCUAUCAGUGCAUUUACGCGGAUAUGCGGGACUACACUAAGGCCGACUACCCAUAGGGCAUCCGGCAGUUUGCUGCAACCUGAUGGCGUAUACCAUAUUAUACUGACGCUGGCGUUUAUUUUUAUACUAAACGGGCUACACGGGACCGUCCUCCGCUGAAGGCUCGCUAUGAAAGUGGAAGGGGUCGCUCGCUAUUUUAGCGUAAGGCCGCUCGUAAUGAUGAUGUAUAGUGCGCUUGCUAUUGAGGUGGAAAACCUGCCCACUAUGAUAGCGGGACAGCCCGCACAGUUGUGAUAAUUUUCGGCGGGGCAUAACAGGCACCGGAGCCCCGCUAAAACGGAGGGCGUUACUACCUACAUAGCGCGAGUUUGUACAUAACCAGGUCGUUACACUGUGUUUUGGUUGUGCCCAGGUGAUAGGUUCUGUGCUCCGCUUUUGUUUUUUCGAGUGUGUACCGGAAAAUUGUUUGAGAUCGGUGGCUUGUUCCGUGCCGUAAUGUUUGUUUGAGUGAUUGUGCGCUUGCCCCCCCCCCCCCUCCCCCGGAGUCUUGUUUGAUGGGCCCUGCUUACCCCGUAUCCGUGUAUGAAUCCGGGUGCUUGCUUGUUUGUUUGUGCGCCGGUUUUGUUGUGUUUGUCGGGCGUUGGUAUCGUGUGUGCAAUCAGAUCGUUUUUGCCGAUUAUUUAUGAUUAUUUAUCCUGUUAUAGCCCUGAUCGUUGCUGCCCGGGGCCGCUCAGAGUGUUACGUUUCCAAAGGGCGCCGCGGCGCGGAUGGACAGAAUAUAUUUAUACUCGGCGUGGUGAUAUAA
Molecule: messenger RNA, 6039 nt
Organism: Amphibalanus amphitrite
Lineage: Eukaryota; Metazoa; Arthropoda; Thecostraca; Balanomorpha; Balanidae
Gene: Tmf
Product: TATA element modulatory factor-like
Exons: 20
Coding region: 154-4155 (1333 amino acids)
Cellular component (GO): endoplasmic reticulum; Golgi apparatus
Source: RefSeq, a predicted model, not a curated record